Molecule: messenger RNA, 4946 nt
Organism: Paramecium pentaurelia
Lineage: Eukaryota; Ciliophora; Oligohymenophorea; Peniculida; Parameciidae
Source: the annotation of a GenBank genome assembly
AUGAACAUGAAUUAAACAUUUAGUUUGAGCAAUAAGAAAAGCGGCUAUUUAUCAUUGUUUAUAAGUAGAGCCAAAUAAUUAAUCUUUACAAUUACACUUUAAUUACUUAGUGGAGAGCAAUAACCAAAAAUACUAAAUUGUUUUGCCAUCUUUAUUUAAUAUUUCUAGCUUACAUCUCUAUUAUUUGGAGACAAUUUUAUAAGAAUUUGGAAAAAUUAUCAUGUUUCACAAGAAAUUCACAAUUUUCUAUAGUAUAAAAUAUUUGACAAAUAUUAGGUGUUUUCUUUUUUCUCCUUAUACAUAAACAUUAGAUUAUUCAUCUCUUACGAUUAUGCAAUAUGUCUGUGUAGGGACUUUUGUAAUAAUGAUAAUGUUAGCUUGUUACAUAGGUUUUAAUGUAAAGAAAAGGAAAGAAGAAAACAGUUGGAUACUAAUGAUAUUGAAGAUUAUAAUAAAUUUGUUCCUUUCAAUUUUAUUUCUUCCAUUUAUUGAUAUAUUCAUAUCAAUUAUAGAUUGUCAGAAUGAUAGUAAUGGAAAUUAUGUACAUUAUUAUUUUCCAAAUUAAUAAUGUUGGAAAAGUGCACAUAUAAUUCAUGGAAUUAUCGCAAUUAUUAUGAUUGUAUUCUUUUAUGGAUUUUGUAUAAUUUUUGGGGUAAUUUAUUAUGAAUCAAAAUUUAUCUCUGAAUAAGCCAAUUCAUAAUAAAACGGAAGAAUUUCAGGAUUUUUAUUUACCUAUCAAUUAAUUAUAAUAAUUCUUAUAAGACUUAUAAAAGAUUAAAAAUAUUAGUAUUUGGAAAUAAUUAUAAUAUUGAUAGGAAGUUUAAUAUUAUUUAAAAAAUUUCAUAUUGAAUAACCCUUUAAUUCAAAAAUUAUAUAAAAGUGUUGGUCAAUUUCAGUCGCAUUGAAUUUUUGGGGAAUCUUGUUGCUAAGUUGUGCAAAAUUUUUAGAGCAACAGUAUUUUAAUGGAAUUAUAUAUACUUUUUUAGUUGGAUUACCAAUACUUGCAGUAUCAAUUUUAAGAAUAGAAAAAUAGAAUUUUGAUCUUCUUUUAAUUAACCAUACUAAAGUAAAAUAGGUGGAAGAGAUUAUCAUUUAAACUAAUUAUUUAGUAAAACUAUUAAAUUUACUUAAAUCUGAUGAUAAUACUUAAAUAAUCAUUGAUGCCUUUUUAGAAAUUCAUAAAGGAACAUGUGUAUAAAAUGAUUGUUAUUUAAAAAUCAAGAAUUAAGCAAAUAUUAAAUUAAGUAAUACAUUAUUAAGAGAUUAAUCUUUAACAGAAAGAGAGAUAGAUUUAAUAUGUGUAUUAGGAUAGAUUUAUAAUAGUUAAAUCAAAAGAUUUCCAGAAUCAAUAUAGUUGAGAAUACAAUAUGCAUAUCAUUUGUCAGAUUAUAUGAGAUAAUUAUAAUAGGCUUAUAAUGAAUUAAAAUAAAUUGAAUAGAUGAAUUAAUAAUUUGAUGAAGAAUUUAUAAUAAUGAGAAAAAGGUCUUAAAUUCAAGAAUAAUUAGAUACUUUUCAAAAUGAUAAUUUUGGUAAGGUUGACACUGAAACUGAGAUUACAUUUCAGUAUGAUUAUCGAUAACUACAAUAAUAUAUUGAAGAAACAACAUUGAUCUAAAUGGAUUUUUGGUCUUAAUUAUAAGAAGAUUUCCCAGAUUUUUCGAAGCUUUAUAAAAAUGGUCAGAAAAUAAGUUAACUUAUUAUUUAAAUUGAAUAAUUGUGGUUUAAAUUAGAAAAAGCUUCAUAAAAUCUAUCAAAAGCUUUAAGACUUUAUGGAACUUUUAUAAAAGAAGUAAUAUAAGAUGAAGAAUAUGGUGAUGAGAUCUUAAAAAAAUCUAUCAUUAAUUAAUAAUAAUAUUAAUAAAAUAAAAAAUAAUUAGUUACUUUUAUAUGUGGAGAAGAUAUAGGAUUUGAACAAUAAGCAACUGUUAUUGUAUCAACUUCAGUAGAAAAGUUUGCUUAAGUAUUAAAUUUGAAUUAAUCAUGUUGUAGAUUGAUUGGAUAUACAAGAUAAGAAAUAAUAAAUAGAAAAAUUAAUCUAUUUAUGCCAAACUUAUAUACAAAAUUUCAUGAUCAAUAUAUGUAAAGAUUUUUAAUAACAAGUGAUAUAAAGAAUAUUAAUAAAGAAAGAUUUAUCUUUUUAAAAGAUAAAUAAAAUUAUUUAGUACCAUGUUUUAUUGUAUUAAGAAUUUUACAUACAUUAGAAGAAAAUGUAAAUCUUGCAGCUUAAUUUAUGGCUAUUAAAUCAUUUAAACCAAAUUGUUAUUUUAUUUUAGAUAAUGAAUAUGUUAUUGAUUCUAUGUCUGCAUCUGUUUUUUCAUUUUUUGGAAUUGAAAAUAGACAUUUAACAUAAAAAAAGGCAUAUUUUUAAUAAUUAUUUCCAGAUUUUCUUGAUGAAUUGGAGACUUUUAAAAGUAAAUUUGGAGGUCGUCUUAAAUAUUAUCCUGAUAAUCUAAAAAGAACUGUUCAUUACUCUCUUUCAAGUAUAAAUGCUUUAGAAAGAGAGCUUGAAUUUAAUUGCAUAUUAAGAGAAAUUAUUAAUAAUUCAAUAAAUGAAAUAACAGGAUAUUAUAUAAAAUUAGAAUUAAUUAAUGAAAAUUAAUAAUAAUUAUAAUCUAUUUAAAGAAAAGUAUAAAGUAAUUUAUAAUUUAAAUAUUUGAUUAAUGAAUAAAUAUAUUUAGGAGAUUUUAUUUAAGAAGAUAAUUCAAAAUUAUCAAAUAGUAUAUAAUCAAAUUCAGUUGAUCAUUCCUUUGCUGAAUCUUAAAAUAAUAAUAUUAAUAAUGAACAUACACAUAUAGAAUCUAGUAGACGUAGAUCAACAAGAUUUGGAGAUAGAUUUUAAGUAAUAAUAGAUUAUGCAGAAAAUAUUAGAACUUUAAGAUUAUUUGAUAAUAAACUUUUAGAAGUAGAAGAUGAAGAAAGUUAAAUUUCUGAGGAUGAUGAUAGAGAAAGUGUUUUUUAAAAUUAGAUUGAAAUUAAAUCAAAUUAAUCAUAAUUAUAUGAAUUUGAUAAUAACAUAUUUCAUUCUAGAAAGAAAUUAUAGAAAAUUAUUAAUGCUUCAAAUACACCAAAAGCAAUAAUUAGAGUAACAUGGAUUGCAAAUAUUAUUGCUAUUAUUAUAUUAUCAUUAUCAAUUAUUGAUUAUUAUAUAUCAAAUUCAUAAUCUGAUCAAAUAUAUGAUACAAUACUUUUAGUAAAUUAUGGAAAUAUUAGAAAUAGUGAAUUAGGAAUAAUAUUAAGUUCUGUCUUAAAUUUGUAACUCUUAAAUAGAAAUGUUUUCAAUUUCACAAAAAUAUAAGCUACUUAGUAUGAAUAAGAAUAGAAAUAAUUUAUUAAUGAUUCAAUAUCUAUAAUAAAUGAUAUAAAUUAGUAAAUUCUUCUAUUAGUUGAUAGUAUGACAAAUUCAUUAUUUACAUUUGAAUAUAAUUUAAAUGAGAUCAAAAUAAAAAUGAACUAAGAAACUGUUCAAUUAUAUAAUCUAAAUUAAGCUAUCCAAUAAAUUAUUAGUAAAUCAUUAAUAAUAAGAGAUAAGAAUAUAACAUAAUUUAAUUAUUAAGAUUUAGAUAUUUCUUUUUUAAAUUAUAAUUUACUAAAUGAAAUAUAAAUAUCUUUAAAAUAAUCUUCUAAUUAAUUUAUUGAUAAUCUCAUUAAAAAUGCUUCUAAAAAAUACACAGCAGUUCUAUUACUUUUAAUUAUAUCAAUCUCUACUAUUUUUAUUGGUAUUUUACUUAUAGUUAUUGCAAUGUUAUCUGUUUCAAAAUCUUAAACUGAAAUUUUAUUAUUAUUUUUGAAUUUGCCAGAUAAGACAAUUAGAUUUUUAUAUAGAUAAAGUGAGAAUUUUUUAUCUAAUAUAUAAAUAGGAGAAGAUGGUGAUCUUACAUCUGAAAAUGAUAGUAAUUUAGAUUAAGAAGAUAAAGAUGAUAAAAUAUAAUUAUAAAAUACAUUAAAAACUAGAAAAUCAAAAAAGAAAUUUAAAAAUAAUAGUGGUGAAGAUAAUUAUCAUAUUUAUGCAAUCAUUAUUACAAUGAUCAUAAUUUAAUUUUAUUUUAUUUUAGCCUUUAUUUUUAGUAAAACAUAAGUCAAUUAAAUUGAAAGUGUUUGUUCUGAAUUUAAUUUGACAACUAGAAGUGAAUCCUACUUUCGUUUUUCAGAAAUAAGCUAAAAAUCAUUAUUUUAUUCAAGAAAUAUGACUAUUUUGAAUUCUGAUCCUUAUAAUUAUGUAAUGCAAAACAUUGAUGAAUUAUUCAAUCAUGAUUCCAAUUUUUAAGAAUAUCAUUCUUUAAAUAUUGAUUUACUUGAUUCAACUUAUAUUGAUGCAUAUAAUUCUUUAUUUGUAUAUAAUCCUUGUGAUAUACUAAAUGAAUAAGAUUAAUAAAUUGAUGUUGAAAUUUGUAAUUAAUUUAUGGACAAAGCAUUUUCAUAAGGUCUUAAUGUAGGUAUACCAAGAUUUAUAGAAAAUCAAAGAUAUUUAAUGACUAUCUAUAAUUAAUUUUAUGAUAAUCCUUAAGCAAAUUUUACUCUUUUAGCUCGUGGAUUUUCAAGUUUCAGAAAUAUUACAAAAACAAGUGAUAAUAGUACGAACUUUAUUUUAAAUUUAAACAAUUUUGUACAUGCUAAAGAGAAUAGAGAAGUCUAACAUUUAUAUUUUAAAAGUAAUUUAAUAUAAUUAUUUAGGUGCAUUUAGAUAUUUAACAAAUCAAUUUAUUAUAGGAUUUAAGAAUGAUUUAAAUAAUUUAAAAUUGCAAAGAAUGGCUAUAUUUAUAGUAUUUUUAGUAUUCUUAUUUGUAAUUUAUUUUUUAUUUUGGCUACCUUUGAAUUUAACACUUACUAAAAAUAUGCUUGAUGCAAGAACAAUGAUAUUAAUGAUUCCUUUAAGAAUUAUUCAAAGAAUCAAAUAAUUAAAAGAUUAUAUAAGAUAUAAUAUUUAAGAAGUAGGUUUGGAUAUUUGA